GAGAUAACGAAAUAAACACAAAUGCAAAGUCAUUCCACAUACCUGUCAUUGCGAGUAUUUUACUCAUUCUUAUAAUUUUAAAUCAAUAAAAUGGAAAAUACUGGAAAAUUAUCUGGAAAAACUUUAUUCAUAACCGGUGCGAGUCGCGGAAUUGGUUUAGCAAUCGCAUUAAAAGCAGCAAAAGACGGUGCAAACAUAGUUUUAGCCGCAAAAACGGCCGAACCCCAUCCGAAACUCCCCGGAACAAUUUACACGGCAGCUGCAGAGGUUGAAAAAGCCGGAGGUAAAGCUCUACCGUGUAUCGUCGACGUACGAGAUGAAAAACAAAUACAAGAAGCCGUAAAAAAAGCUGUAGAAAAAUUCGGCGGAAUUGAUAUUGUUGUUAAUAACGCUUCCGCAAUUUCAAUGACUGGAACUUUAGAUACCGAAAUGAAGCGUUACGAUUUGAUGCAUAACAUUAAUACGAGAGGAACAUUUUUAGUAUCUAAAGAAUGUAUUCCUUAUUUACGAAAAAGUUCUCAUCCGCACAUUUUAAAUAUUUCUCCCCCGCUUAAUAUGCAUCCCGGAUGGUUUUCGAAAAACGUUGCUUAUACGAUGGCUAAAUAUGGGAUGUCUAUGUGCGUUUUGGGAAUGAGCGAAGAAUUAGAACCGUUUGGAAUUGGUGUUAAUGCGUUGUGGCCAAAAACGGCGGUGGGUACAGCAGCUACUAAUAUGUUGGGUGGAGAUAUAAUGAUAAAUCAAUCAAGAAAACCUGAAAUUAUGGCUGAUGCUGCCUAUGCAAUUUUAACAUCUGAUCCAAAAACAACAACAGGAAACUUCUUUAUUGACGAUGAAUUACUACUUAAAAAAGGAGUAACAAAUUUUGAUCAAUACUGUUUUAAUCCAGAAAUGAAAAAUGAAUUGUUUAUGGAUUUAUUUGUUGGUGAACCCCCAAUGGAUGGAAUAGCAACAUGUACAUCAGAUCCCAGACAAUCUCCAAUGUAUUCAAAAUUAUUAUUAAAUAAAUUAUAAAUAAAUUAAAAUAUUAAGAUAUA
Molecule: messenger RNA, 1034 nt
Organism: Onthophagus taurus
Lineage: Eukaryota; Metazoa; Arthropoda; Insecta; Coleoptera; Scarabaeidae
Product: hydroxysteroid dehydrogenase-like protein 2
Cellular component (GO): mitochondrion
Source: RefSeq, a predicted model, not a curated record